Hibiscus syriacus is the source of this 995-nucleotide messenger RNA. Its product is annotated as GDSL esterase/lipase CPRD49-like. The transcript is spliced from 6 exons. Gene Ontology annotation, molecular function: hydrolase activity, acting on ester bonds. NCBI's taxonomy places the organism in Eukaryota, Viridiplantae, Streptophyta, Magnoliopsida, Malvales, Malvaceae. The coding region runs from base 81 to 851 and encodes 256 amino acids. The record is from RefSeq and is a predicted model, not a curated record.
CACUUGGGGAGCAAAAGGCUGUAUAGGCUCCAAUUUCCUUGAAGGAAAAAAAAACCGUCCUAAGAGAGAAAAGAAGAGAGAUGGUGAGACCAGUUAGGCCUCAGUUCGUCCUGUUUGGAUCAUCCAUUGUUCAACUUAGUUUCAGCAACGGUGGAUGGGGUGCUAUUCUUGCUGACGUCUAUGCCCGCAAAGCUGACAUACUUUUACGAGGAUAUUAUGGAUGGAAUUCACGGCGCUCCCUAGAGGUGCUCGAUCUUGUAUUUCCAAAGGACGAUUCUAAUCAGCCUUCAUUGAUAAUUACUUAUUUUGGCGGUAAUGAUUCGAUGGGGCCUCAUCCAUCUGGCCUUGGGCCCCAUGUUCCACUUCCCGAAUAUAUAGACAACAUGAGGAAAAUAGCAAUUCAUCUCAAGAGCCUUUCGGAUUCAACGCGCCUGAUAUUUCUUACUUGUCCUCCUGUUGAUGAAGAAAGAGUAAAUAAGAACAUAAGUCAAUAUUUAAGCCACCUUGUUCGAACAAACGAGUUAUGCCGGACUUAUUCUGAAGCUUGUAUCCAGCUCUGCCAGGAAUUGGAUAUCAAGGUGGUUGAUCUUUUCACUGCUAUUCAACAAAGAGAUAAUUGGAAAACCAAUUGCUUCACAGAUGGAGUUCAUCUAUCAGCUGAGGGGAGCAAAAUAGUGGUGGCAGAGAUACUGAAAGUACUGAAAGAAGCUGAGUGGAAGCCAUCUCUGCACUGGAAAUCCAUGCCGACUGAAUUCUCAGAUGACUCUCCUUAUGAUCUCGUUGCUGCUGAUGGGAAAACCACGUUGAAUCCGUCCGAAUGGACAUUUCACCGAGCUAUUCAGUGGGACUAGAGUUCAGAGGUGUCCUUAAGAUCAUCAUAUCUCGAAAUCCCAUGGAAAUUAAAUGAUGAUAAAGGUCUAUAGAUAAAAUUAGGAAAGACUUGAGCUUUGAGUACUAUGGUUAAUUCUUGCAAAGAUAUCGAGAGUUUAAUUCAA